Messenger RNA from Peromyscus leucopus (white-footed mouse), 3770 nucleotides. Its product is annotated as leukocyte immunoglobulin-like receptor subfamily B member 3A. Gene Ontology annotation, molecular function: inhibitory MHC class I receptor activity. Gene Ontology annotation, biological process: cytokine-mediated signaling pathway. The annotation marks the transcript as partial. The transcript is spliced from 11 exons. The record is from RefSeq and is a predicted model, not a curated record. NCBI's taxonomy places the organism in Eukaryota, Metazoa, Chordata, Mammalia, Rodentia, Cricetidae.
UCAGGGACUCUCCACAAACCCACCAUCAAGGCUGAACCCGGCUCUGUGGUCACCUCAGGAAGUCCCAUGACCAUCUGGUGUCAGGGGACCCUGGAUGCAGAAAUAUAAGUUCUGCAUAAAGAGGGAAGCCAAAAACCCUGGGGCACACAGACCCCAGAGAAGCCUGGGAACAAGGCCAAGUUCUCCAUCCCUUCUGUGACACAGCAACAUGGAGGGCAAUAUCGCUGUUACUGUUACAGCUCAGCUGGCUGGUCAGAGCACAGUGACACCCUGGAGAUUGUGGUGACAGGAAUCCACUACAAUAAAUCCAGGCUGUCAUCCCUGCCCAGCCCUGUGGUGACCUCAGGAGGAAACAUGACCCUCCAGUGUAUCUCCCAGGAGGGAUAUGAUAAACUCGUUCUCACCAAGGAAGAUCAGAAGUUCCUCAGCUCCAUGAACUCACAGUUUGUACCCAGUAUUAGGCAGUGGCAAGCCUUGUUCUCUACAGAUCAUGUAACAUCAGACCACAGAGGGACAUUCAGAUGUUACGGUUACUACAACCAUACCCCACACUUGUGGUCAGUACCCAGUGAGCACCUGGAAAUACACAUCUCAGGUGAGCCAACACACUGGAGAGUCAUGUUCCUUCCUGAGGCCACCACAGAGCUGGACAGUGCUGACAGUUUGGCUGUCAGGGCUGAAGAAGAAUCCUACAAAGAAGAAAGCAGCAUGUUAGGAGUGCUCAUACAGCCCACCUUGUCCCAAGCGUUCAGGAAUAAAGCAGAAUUCUCCAUUAAUGCUGUGACCUCUGCCCUCUCAGGCACCUACAGGUGCUAUGGUUCUUGGGACUCAUCUCCCUACCUGUUGACAUAUGCCAGUGACCCUGUGGAGCUCACGGUCUCAGGACCCAUUGGAACCUCCAGCCCACCACCCUCAAAGUCCAUGCCAACAUAUGGACUGGAAGGGUACCUGAAGGUUCUGGUUGGAGUCUCUGUGGCCUUCCUCCUGUUCCUCUUCAUCCUCAUCUUCCUCCUUCUCCGACGAAGGCAUCAGGGAAAAUUCAGGAAGGAUGCCCAUAAAGAUACAGAACUGCAACUUCCUGCAGGAGCUGCAGAGCCUGUAACCAGAGACAGAGGCUCCCAGAAGAGAUCCAAUCCAGCUGCUGCCACCCAGGAAGAAAGCCUUUACGCUUCAGUGGAGGACACACAGCCUGAGGAUGGUGCCAAGUUGGACAGUUGGAGAUCAGCUGAAGAAGACCCCCAGGGAGAGACAAAUGCCCAGGUGAAAGGCUCCAGGGUCAGGAGGGCAGGAGCUGUCCUUCCUUCUGUCAUGUCAGGAGAAGUCCUGGACACCAAAGAUGGACAAGCAGAAAAUGACAGAGAGAUGGAUGCUCAGGAUGCUGAAUCCGAGGAGCCCCAGGAUGUGACCUAUGCCCAGCUGUGCAACAGGUCACUCAGACAGGGGACUGCUGCACCUCCUUCCUCCCAGGUGCGGGAUGCCCCAGAGGAGUCCACUGUAUAUGCUGCUCUGGCAGUCAUUCAACCAGGUUCUGAUCCCAGUAACAAGGAGCAAUGACCCUCUGCCUGCUGGGAGACCGAACAAAGACCUCCAAGGGAUUCUGUGAACUUUUGGGAACCUGAUUGCAUUUUAACUAACAUCAUACAUUUUGGAAAUAAAGCAGAUUUCUCAAUAAUCAAGUGAAAUGAGAAACUAAAUAGAAGGGAAUGGAUUCACACUGAGUACUAGUUUUAAUGACAUUGCUUUUCAAAGCCAUGAAAUAAGAAAAUUUAUAGGCUUGGUUGCAUAGAUUCAUAAUCCCAACCCCAGGGACGCUGAUGCAGGAGAAUUGCUUUUGUUUUUGGUUAUCUUGGCAUACCUAGUGAAUUUCAUGCCAGCCUGUGCUGCAGAGUGAGACAUGUUUCACACAUUAACCACCAGGAUCACACAGUGGAGAAUCUCAUCAGGAUGGGGUUUGCUGCUGUGAUCCUCAUAAUCCUUGGGAUUCUUGUCUUUGAGACUUGGGGCAGCCAGAGACAGAUCUACCAUGCAAUGAGAAGUAAUCAGAAAAGAAAGAAGUACAUCUCUCAAGAUUCCAGAGUCUGAGAAAUAAAUCUGAUGAUCCCACAAUUUCUGUAAGAAAAUAGUUCUUAUAUUGAGGAACUGUUGUGAGAGAAUGUUCAGUGAGCAAACGUGUUUUAUGUCUGGGUCCUUUUCUGAAAUGUUGAAGGGUCCUUGAAUGGAGGAGUGAGAAUUGAGAAAUAACUUCUAGGAAAUAUAGAGAGAGGUAAAUGCAAAGAAAAAUACAUAGACACAGAAGAUCUUUGCGAGGGCUCUGGGUCAGUACCACAGACUCUUGUGUUUAUUAUUCACAGCCUUUAUAUAUUCAAAGUAAAGGGGGCAAAGAAACUUCCCCUUUUCAAGGACAUCACUAUUCAGGGUACAAAGCACAGAUGAGUGUAAACACCUCCUUAGCACUCAAGACAUCUAGUAGCUAUGCCUUAAUGCAAAGCAUCCUGUAAUUAGGCCUUGAAGUAUAAGACACCUGGUAACCAUGCCUUUGGACAAAGCAUCCUAUUAUGCAGCCUUGCAGAGUGGAAAACAAGCUUGGACUCACUGACCUUUAGUCAAGAUGGAAUAAGGCAUCAUUGUGGAUCUCUGUGGGUCCCUACAGUUUUGGGUGCAGAGGAAGGCUUGAGUGUUCUGAUAAGUUCCUUCUGCAGCAAAUGAAUUUACAUCACUCCAGCAGCUGUAGGCCUUUGCUGACUGAACCAACUCUUUUCUUGAUCCAUAAAGUGAGGGAAUAUGCUGUCCCAUCUCUCUGGCUUUGGUCCUUGUUUCUAUACAUAUUUUCCUUCCCCCACCUCAUGUGUCAUUUUCCAUUUUAAUAAAUUGUCACAUUCACCAUGGCAGAAGCUUCUCUCUGUUAGACUAGAAAUAAAGAACGUGCCUCAAUAACAAAAAUAAUAAGUAAAUUCAGAGCCCGUAAUUCAAAGUCACUCUGCCUAUGAUGUCCGAAACUCUCUUUGUGACCCUCCACCCUUUCAGGCUUCAACACAGGAUCUUCACAGAGUUUCUCUUGAAAUAUAAAGCCAGUGUUAACACACUGGUAGAAUAAGGACUAGCUGGCAGGACAGUAUGGGCAGGACUUUGAAAGUGUUUUCUUAACACAAAUUUCUGAUUUGUAGAAUUUGCUGACCACUAUAAAUAUCCCACGGGUGUGAGGGUGGGGAGUAUCGCAUUAAAUUGAUGUGUUUUUCAUUUCAUUUUCCACUGUCUAUUUCUCAUAUAUGCAAAAGCAAUUGGCUUGCAGAUCAAUCAUCCCACAUUCACCUUGCUAGGGAAAGUUACCAUACAAUGAUUCAUAAUUUCUACAUAGACAAUUAUGUUAUCUUCAGACAAUGAUAGUUGUAUUUCUCUCUCUCUCUCUCUCUCUCUCUCUCUCUCUCUCUCUCUCUCUCUCUCUCAUAUUUUACCUACACUUCUGUUUCUGUAUUAGCUAAGUCUUCAAAUACAAAUCUGAAAAUGCGUGAAGAAAGGAGAUUCUGUUACCUUCUGCAUGAUUUAAUACAAAAUCUGCUUUCUCACAAUUAAGUAUGAUGCUAACUUCAGUAUUUUGGUACAUUAAUUAUUCUGAUCCUGGAGGUUCUCUGUAUCUAAUUUCCUGUGAGUGUUCAUGAUGAAUGGCUGUGGGACACUGACAAAUGUUAACUAUUCAUGAAAAACUGUCUCAGUUAUGUGUUUUAUUUUAAUCUUGUUACUAUCAUCAAUAAAGUAUAGUUCUAAAUAUUUAA